GUUUACUUUCCUCAUUGAUCCUGCAGCUUGAUACUCUUUCGAAAUCUCCGAUUUUCCACGUUUCGAAAGUCCUACCGAACAUUUCUACCAUUACGGCCGAUAAGUAAAGGUCCACGUCUCUAUUUUAGCCUAUUUUUGAACGUUUUCGUGCCUUUUUCGUAUUUAAAUUCAGAAAUAUAAACCGCGUGUUCUUGACAUAACAAAAAUGUCACAAUUCUUGCUCUCUUUUUUGUUUUUUCCAUAAAAUUCACUUUGAAAACAAUUUAAUUCAUCGAAAAGAAUUAAUUACAACGAUCAUUCUGAUGGAUCAUUUUCCUGUAGAAGUAUUAGAGCAAGUUUUGAACAAAAUAAGGUGCGUGGAUCUGUUUCCUAUCGCGCGUGUGAGUGAAUAUUGGACGAGUGCAAUCGAGGGCAUUGUUAAACGUCGGAUUUUCAAGUCAGACGUGAGGAAGGGCAAGGCGGAAAUCCUGGACUUGGCUGACUGCCACUUCAUCAUCAAGAAGGCUAACUCGAACGUUCUUCCGAGAGCGAGGAGCGCGAGGAGGAAAAACGUCCAGAGAAAGGAACUCGCCAAAUCUGUCAGGCGAACGCUUAGCCCAUUCGUGACCAGCACAACCCCUUCGACGCGUUCCGGCAAGAGGCACCAGUGCCUGAGAUUCAGUAUCAACGAGUUGUGCGUGAGCUCCGAAAUACUAGACAGUCUUCAGCCGAAGAUCACGUUCAGUUUUGCUGGUUCUCACAGCAUUUUUCGUGAUUUGAGGCAGUGCACCCUCGAAGUCCUCGAUGGCAACGAGAGGCCAAUCGAAACAAAAACCCUUGAUCGCCCCUUUUCUAAGUUUGAAAACUCGUUGAUCAUCGAAAAGUACGGCGUGGGCGUCCGAAGUGUCCGGAUUUUGUUCACCUUCGGCAAGGACAAAGUUCCAUCUCUCGGGACGAAUCAGUUUUUGUAUCUUGCAUCAAUUUUGAAGCUCUCAAUCGACAAGCACUGUGACUGUUGCUUUAAUUUUAAUGGAGAUAUCUGCUAAGGACUGCAAUAUGCGUUUCUAAAACUGACGCAUUAAUUUAUUUACCUUUUAAACUUUAAUUUUAUUGUAUUUGUUUGUGUACGUUAGGUACUUUUGUAAAUAAAAUU
Cloeon dipterum is the source of this 1132-nucleotide messenger RNA. RefSeq lists its product as uncharacterized. The record is from RefSeq and is a predicted model, not a curated record. Gene Ontology annotation, molecular function: protein binding. Lineage: Eukaryota; Metazoa; Arthropoda; Insecta; Ephemeroptera; Baetidae. Bases 303 to 1025 code for a protein of 240 amino acids. The transcript is spliced from 4 exons.